Messenger RNA from Mollisia scopiformis, 1321 nucleotides. RefSeq lists its product as uncharacterized. The transcript is spliced from 3 exons. Gene Ontology annotation, cellular component: mitochondrion. Lineage: Eukaryota; Fungi; Ascomycota; Leotiomycetes; Helotiales; Mollisiaceae. The record is from RefSeq and is a predicted model, not a curated record. The coding region runs from base 9 to 1181 and encodes 390 amino acids.
CUCCAACAAUGUCCGUCCCACGACUGACAUUCCUGUACCCUCACCUCUACCGCUCGCUUCGGGUCUGCGAGUCCACUACCCCCAAAGCUCGAUUACGCUCCCCAACACAACAUGGCACCCGCUCCAAGAAAAGGAAUUUCUCUACAGCAGAACAGAGAAACGUCCCUCAAUUCGUCCAACGACAUGGAAAAGCAGUUGAGCCCUUCGUCCCAGAAGGCCAAAGUGCAGAAGAUAUGAAAAUCUUCACACCUUCCCCAACAACAGACGAGAAAAUCGAGACGAACCCAUCCUCGUCAGCUCCCCUCUCCGACGAAACGCAAGCCGCGGCCUUCAUUCCAGGCGACGAUGGCAAAGAAGUCAUAUACGAGAACGUGCCGCCGAAAGAAGAGCAGCCGCCCGCAGCUCCAAAACAGAAAGAGACGGCGGGGGGACCGAUAGAGACGAUACUACACAUGCCGACGCCGGAGUCGGUCGAGGAGGAAAAUGCUGCGAAGCCCCCGCAUCUGCAGACGCCGCCUUAUGUGCAUCAUUUCGAUACGUAUACGUUGGUGCAGCAGGUUGAGGCGGGAGGGUUUACGACGGAGCAGAGUGUUACGUCUAUGAAGGCUGUGAGGGGGCUGUUGGCGCAGAAUUUGGAUGUUGCGAAGGCGGGGUUGGUUAGUAAGAGUGAUGUUGAGAACGAAACUUAUCUGUUUAGAGCUGCGUGUUCGGAGCUGCGGACGGAGAUUCAGAAUAGUAGGAAGAAGCAAGAGGAGACGAUGAGAAGGGAACGGACGCUGUUGCAACAUGAAGUGGAUAUUUUGAAUCAGAAGCUUACGCAGGAGUUGUUGACACUGAAGGAUGAUUUGAAGGGGAUGUUUGAUGAUAGGAAGAUGUCUGUUAGGAGUGAGCAGCGGGCUAUGGAAAGCAAGAUCCAAGAACUCAACUAUAAAAUUACAGUCAUGUUGAACAGCGACAGUAAAUCUGAGGUAGAAGGCCUUAGAUGGGUCCUGACGAGAAGAUCCGUGAUGGGUAUAUUGUUCAUGGCUUUCAUGGUCCUGACUUCGUUGCGGUAUGCGAGUUAUAAGUCUCAUGAGGAUGAGAUGAAGAAGAAGAAAGAGGAAGAACAUCUCAAGGCUAGUCCGGUGGCGAUUGAGGAUCUACCCGCUCAAGGGGCUGCGGAGAUCUUGGCGGCGAAUUAAGAACGGCUGCAUGGUGUCAGUGUGUAUAGUUUGUCUUGUCUUGUACAUAGAGAUUAUGAGUGUAUUUAGACCUUCGUACAAUACCCAGCAGACAAGCUUACAAGGCUACUUAUCAAACAUUAACGGUGGCCCGCAAUGGC